Molecule: messenger RNA, 546 nt
Organism: Aspergillus nidulans FGSC A4
Lineage: Eukaryota; Fungi; Ascomycota; Eurotiomycetes; Eurotiales; Aspergillaceae
Exons: 2
Coding region: 1-546 (181 amino acids)
Source: RefSeq, a predicted model, not a curated record
AUGGUAUUUCACUGGGCCUCUACUUUGACCAAACCUAGGCCCGUCAUUCUCGUCCUCAGCGCCCUGAUUAACGCUAACGAACGUCCCCAAAUCUGCCGUACAUCUUGGGAGUGGUUGCAGCUAUGGAUAUUGCCCAAGGGGAGUCAUCCUGUUCGCGUGGCACCGCAUGAGAAUGAUCAACUGAGUGUUAGAACUCCCUCACAGCACUCGGAAAUGGCCCGAUCAAUACCAGACAGAGAGGGAAAAGCCUCAAUAAAAGCCUCAAUUCUCCGCCGGGAAGCCCGAUAUGCCUUGUCGUCAGAGUCGCCACGGCGAUCGCCCCAUCUCCAGUCAGGCCCGCUCUUGUGGUUCAAGGCCACUGCCGGAGGUGAGCGAUUGAGAGCGCGGAAAGUCCUAGCAGGUGCCUCCGAGAGUACGAUCUCAAACGUGCUCCUAUGGCUUUCUGUCAUGUACUUCACGGAUCACGGAUUGCGAGCCGUAGAGCCGGUUUCUGGUAAUCUGCAAAGCCGUCAGCUGAGCAAUUGGGCAGGCAGCUUACAGCAGUGA